Messenger RNA from Procambarus clarkii (red swamp crayfish), 6308 nucleotides. RefSeq names its product serine/threonine-protein phosphatase 6 regulatory ankyrin repeat subunit C. Gene Ontology annotation, cellular component: ciliary inversin compartment. The record is from RefSeq and is a predicted model, not a curated record. NCBI's taxonomy places the organism in Eukaryota, Metazoa, Arthropoda, Malacostraca, Decapoda, Cambaridae. Gene Ontology annotation, biological process: protein localization to ciliary inversin compartment. Gene Ontology annotation, molecular function: protein binding.
CCCCCCCCCGUAGACAACCUCCUGGCCAAGCCCUAGACAACCCCUGGACAAAAGGCUACUUCCAACGGGCAGGGCCAUGCUUCUGGGCCUCUCUGGGGCCACACAGGAGUUGGUGGCAGCGGUGAGGGGAGGUCGACUGGAUGACGUCAAGAAGGCCCUGAAGGCUGGUGGUGACCCUGGGGUCGUCAUGCCACAAGAUGACCCCGACUAUGAGAGCGGCACUUUGGUGGCUGUGGCCACGGUCAAGGGACACGCCCACCUAAUCCCUGUCCUGGUGGAAGCUGGGGUUGACGUGAACGGCCGUGGCAGGAGAGAAGGGACGCCCUUGCACCUGGCGGCUGAGAUGAACCAAGUUGAGGUGCUAAAGAUGCUGCUCCUUCACGGUGCCAGCAUAGAGGCCUCUACUGCUGAUGAAUACAAGCAGAUGCCGCUGCACAAGGCCGCCUGGACGGGAGCAGCCAGAUGCGUGAGGUCACUUCUGGAGGCCGGCGCUAACAUUGAAGCCAAGACCCACAACCUGUACACCCCGCUACACAAAGCCGCGCGCAAAAACCAAGUCGAAGUCAUCUCCAUCCUCAUCAGCUGGGGUUGCGAGCGCGAGGCGCAGACGGCGGCGGGGUGGACGGCGCUGCACGUGGCGGGUCUUGGUGGGUGUGUCGAGGCCGCUCAGGCCCUCCUGGCCCACAAUCUCGACCCCACGGCCAGGGACGCCAAGGGCCGCACCCCGGCCACCGUGGCCGACGUAUGGGGACGCAGCGACGCCCACUGGUUCUUCAGCAAGCUGCCCAAAGUGGUCUUCGAUGCCUCCUUGGCUCCUGCGACCGGAAUGUUCAAGGAGGACAGUCGCGCCAUAUAUGAGGACAACGAGAAAGCUGUGCUCCGGUGGGCACAAGAGGGCAAGUUCUGGAAGCUGAAGGACAGGAUCCCCAACAUCCGCGACGGCCACUACCAGGACCAUCGCGGCUACACAGCUCUGCACGUCGCGGCCCACCGUGGCGACGAGACCACCGUCAGGGUCCUCUUGGAGGACCGCUGCUUAGUGUACCCUGGAGCGCUCACCUACAGCGGCCACACUCCGGCAGAUCUGGCGCGGCUGGGAGGCUUCUCACAGCUGGCAGAUCUCAUCCAAGAUGCUCUACAUAGCUCUAAGUCAGGUGAGGUCGAGGAGCGCCAUCUGUACGGCCGCUUGCUGGAGCUCAUCUGUCACGGUGACGAUGUGCAGGAGGCUUGCCAACUCCUGCUGCAGGGGGCUCCUCUGGAGGCCACGGCGGAGUACCCUACACACGCCCUGGUCCUGGCGGUCACCAGCAACAGGCCCAGGAUCCUGAGCCUGCUGGUGGCCGCAGGAGCUCCUCUCACUCCUGUGGUGUGUGGGCUCAAUCUCCUCCAGCUGGCGUGGCUCUCACCAGAUGUCACCACCUACGUCAAGAUGCUGGUUACGAGGGCUAUGGAGCAUGUGCUCGAGGAGGAAGCAGGUCGGGUGCGCGGCCAGGCCCAUGGUCUGUAUGAAGGUAUCACCAGGCUGUUGGGGGUGGUAAAGGGCCCUCGACCCUGGCUGGCGGCAUGGCCCUCCCUCCAUCCCCCAUCUCAACACCAGCACACUCAAGUCCCGCCAUCUCCUCAGUUGAUGGUGGCGGCGGCUGAGGCAGACUGCAGGUUAACGACAGUGUUCCUGGAGCAGGCCGGUGCCAUGCCCUUCACGGUACACCAGGCUUCAGGGCUCACAGCCAUCAAUGCCGCCCUCCGUGCCUCCCACUGGCACUUGGCGACUCAUCUGGCCAAGACCUCAGGCAGUCUGUACAUCCCUAGUGCCCCUGGUGCCAUCUUGCCCAGAGACCUCCUGCCCGAGGAUAAGAAGCAGAAGCUAGAGAAGGAAAUAUACGACCAAGAGAGGAGGAUUCUGACCCACCACCGGGAGAAAGUGAAGGACAGGGAGGAUAAGGAUGCCAUUUCAAGUGUUAUUCACUUGCAGACGAAGUUGUAUAAAGCUUACUGCAGGUCACACCACACUGGGCAGCAGGAGAGAGUGAGCGUGGCUGCGCGUCAAGUAUCACCAACUCUACUGCUGGCGUCUCAGAUGGGCCUGGUGCAGCUGACCUUCCUGCUGGUGACAAUAGGUGGGGUGGAUGUGAACAUUGUGGUGGAGCCUCUCACGGGCACUACCCCACUCCACCAGGCUGCUGCCUUUGGCCACACAUCACUCCUUGCAUUUUUCUUGAGUAUUAUCGACCCGAGCCACGUAUGUCCUGAUAAUUAUAAUCGUUCCCCAACCCACUUGGCUGCUUUGUUUGGUCAUGACCAGACCUUUGAAUAUUUAUCCCAUCACUUCCAUGGAUAUACUUGUAAAGCAGGGAAUACACAUACGGAGGUGAGAAAUAAUUUCAUUAAAUAUUUACAACUAUACCAGAAAGUUUGUGAGAAUGCGGCAGUGGACGAAGACCCGUGGCGAGUGAACAGUUGCUCUGAAGCUGUCAAGCACCACUUUCAGUCGCUGAACAUGACUGAUAUUUUGAACAAUAACAAGGAAGUCAACUUCAUGGAAGGAGAGGCGGCGGAGGUGCGAUCAGCUGUUAUGAAGGAGUUGCAGGUUAUCAUGGAAAGAGUUUCCGAUAUGAACCCGCUACUCCAAGGGGAACUUGAGCUUCUGGGUAGUUCUGCAGAUGGCACUCGGCUCUAUGGUCCUGAUGAAUAUGAUGUAAAUUAUGUCAUUAAGGACCUACCAGCGUUGGAAGUUAAAGUGGUAAGGUUAGUUGGUAAAAAUCCUCUUAAGAAAGGUCAUAGUCUCAGUGUCAGAAUUAAAACUAAGAAUAAAGAAAUAAAACAUCUACUUAAGAAAUCCAAUUGGAAAAACAUGUUUUUCGAAGCAGUACAAAGUGCUGUGGAACAUCACGAGGUCGUGGACCAUCGUCUCAGCUUCGUCCCGCCCGGUGUAACGCGGACCAAGGUAGGGGCAGGCCUGGCGCUGGCCUGGCAAGGGCAACAGUACCCAUUGCUGCUUGUUGGCGUUGACCUGGUCCCUGUAAUGAAAGUCAGGUGGCCUAAGGGGGUAGAUAGGCCAUUUCUCAUCCCACACGACCAGGAUCAAGUUUACCUGACCAGCAUCGGGGGUGGAGAGUGGAGGUUCUCCUUCGCUGGAAUAGAAGCGUCGAUAUUAAGGCAACUGGAUAUUCAUGAACGCCGCACCUUCCUGUCUUGUAAGACAUUACUCUCCUGCAUGAAACCCGAGCCAUGGAUGACCAAACACCUCAAGAGAAGGUUCAGGUGGUGGGACUCAAGGUACUGGAAUAUACCUGCUCCCUGUGGGUUUGCCCUUAAGAACUGCUUCUUCAUGGAACUUGAGAAAAAGAGAAAACAUAGAGACAUAUGGACUGAAGACAAGCUUGUGGAAAGAAUGUGUUCCAUCUUCCGCAGGAUGUGUGAAGAUUGCACAGAUCCAUCAACAAACUCUGAGCAACUCGUUCCGCAUAAAGUGUUUGCUUACUUUGGAGGAAAGUUUGAGAGACCCAAACUGGGGGUUGGAGCUCCUGAAAUUGUUAAACAUUUAAAUAAAUAUGCAAUGUCCAGACAUACCAGCUAGCCGCCAUGUCAUAAAUAUAGUCUUGCUGUUAUUAAGAUUUCAUUAUAGUGAUGGUUUAAUGUCACCUGUGAGAGAUGACAGAAUGUCUUAAGAUUGUAUUAUCAUGGUUAAGUAGACACCAACGAAAGAUGAGAGAAUGUACAAGAUGGUAUUACAGUGGUGGAUUAAUGAGACCCGUGAGAUAACAAAAUGGCAGAUUGGUGGUUUUCGUGUUGGUGUCGUGGAAAGCAUUGCCAUCACACCCGACAACACAUGCUGGCAGCUGCUAUCACAAUAUAUCUCAGACGAAACCAGAAAGAAUCUCAAAUCAGUUUUACUCUUGAGUAAAACUGCACGAAUUUGGGAGAAAAUAUCUCUAUGAUCUUCAACAAACUCCUUUUUAUAUUCAUAUUUAUAAUGGCAGACUUGAGAUUGACAUGAGCGUAUAUUUGUAAAUAUUUAGGGUAAUGUCUCCCACCAACAACAGCACCAUGAACUCAGGGACCCGGGUUCAACCCCUGGGCAAGACAGAUGCGGUCGGGCACGUUUCCUUUCACCUGAUGCAUCUGUUCACCUAGCAAUAAAAUAGGAACCCGGGAAUUAGUAAACUGCUGUGGGAUCCAUCCUGGGGAAAUGUCAGUAGGCCUAGAGGGGGGCCUCGAUAAGCCUAAGUGCAGGCUUCCUGUCCCCGACAACUGAAAUUAUUUUAGAUAUCUUACUGUACGUUAUAUACUAGCAGGGAUCUGAUAUAAGACUGAUAUACUAGCAGGGAUCUGAUAUACUAGCAGGGAUCUGAUGUAAGACUGAUAUACUAGCAGGGAUCUGAUAUGACUGAUAUACUAACAGGUAUCUGAUAUGAUUGAUAUACUCACAGGGAUCUGAUGUAAGACUGAUAUACUAGCAGGGAUCUGAUGUAAGACUGAUAUACUAGCAGGGAUCUGAUAUAAGACUGAUAUACUAGCAGGGAUCUGAUGUAAGACUGAUAUACUAGCAGGGAUCUGAUAUAAGACUGAUAUACUAGCAGGGAUCUGAUAUAAGACUAAUAUACUAGCAGGGAUCUGAUGUAAGACUGAUAUACUAGCAGGGAUCUGAUAUGAGACUGAUAUACUAGCAGGGAUCUGAUAUAAGACUAAUAUACUAGCAGGGAUCUGAUAUGAGACUGAUAUACUAGCAGGGAUCUGAUAUGAGACUGAUAUACUAGCAGGGAUCUGAUAUAAGACUAAUAUACUAGCAGGGAUCUGAUAUAAGACUGAUAUACUAGCAGGGAUCUGAUAUGAGACUGAUAUACUAACAGAGAUCUGAUAUGACUGAUAUACUAACAGGUAUCUGAUAUGAUUGAUAUACUCACAGGGAUCUGAUAUAAGACUGAUAUACUAGCAGGGAUCUGAUAUAAGACUGAUAUACUAACAGGGAUCUGAUAUAAGACUGAUAUACUAGCAGGGAUCUGAUGUAAGACUGAUAUACUAGCAGGGAUCUGAUGUAAGACUGAUAUACUAACAGGGAUCUGAUAUAAGACUGAUAUACUAACAGGGAUCUGACAUGACUGAUAUACUAAUAGGGAUCUGAUAUAAGACUGAUAUACUAGCAGGGAUCUGAUAUAAGACUGAUAUACUAACAGGGAUCUGCAGAUAUAAGACUGAUAUACUAGCAGGGAUCUGAUAUAAGACUGAUAUACUAACAGGGAUCUGAUAUAAGACUGAUAUACUAACAGGGAUCUGAUAUAAGACUGAUAUACUAACAGGGAUCUGAUAUAAGACUGAUUUACUAGCAGGGAUCUGAUAUAAGACUGAUAUACUAACAGGGAUCUGAUAUAAGACUGAUAUACUAACAGGGAUCUGAUAUAAGACUGAUAUACUAACAGGGAUCUGAUAUAAGACUGAUAUACUAACAGGGAUCUGAUAUAAGACUGAUAUACUAACAGGGAUCUGAUAUAAGACUGAUAUACUAACGGAUCUGAUAUAAGACUGAUAUACUAAGAGGGAUCUGAUAUAAGACUGAUAUACUAACAGGGAUCUGAUAUAAGACUGAUAUACUAACAGGGAUCUGAUAUAAGACUGAUAUACUAACAGGGAUCUGAUAUAAGACUGAUAUAUAUACUAACAGGGAUCUGAUGUAAGGCAUAUGCUAGCAGGUGUAUUAUGUCAGACUCAUGUAUGGUCAUUUACCUGUAAUGGGUUGGGACAAGUUGGCAAUAAUGGGAUGAUGUAAACAACGCUUGGAAUCAAAUGUAGUUAAUUAUUUGUAGAAACAUCAUGACCCAUACGCUGAGUGUGGGAGGAAGUAUUGCCAUCAAGGAUGUCUGUGAACAGGUGAACAGGUUCACUUGUGCAAUGUUCAGAGACUUCAAGUUCAAGUAUGUUUAUUGAGACAAGAAAUAAAUACAUCUCAAAGGGAUAGGGUAGCUUAGGCUAUUUCUCAGAGACUUUAAUCGUGACUCAACCUUAUUGUUGAGGUUCAACAACAUCACACAAGAGUUCGAUGAGGAUUUCGUCUUAGAGUUCGAAGAGCUUAGAUAUUUAUGUGACUGCAGGGGUGGAUAUUUUGUGAGCAGUUUAUUAUAUUAAAAAGACAACCAAAUAUGUGUAGCUUUUAAAUUGGCUUAAGCUGUAGGGAGUAUUUAUGUGUGUGUGUGUGUGUUACAAUAUCAAUUGUUUCUAUAAUAUUAAAAUUGUAUACACAAUUUUUUUUCUCUGGGACCAUAUAUAUAAGGUAGGUUACUAUAGGGUAAUAAGGCAGCAUAGUAGUUUAUAUA